ACACAAAUGACUCAAGCGUGAUCCCACAGCACAUGCGGCUGGCCCGGACUUCUCUGGAUAGCUUUUACUUUAUUUUGUUUCUCUUUGUUUUGUGAAUGGUCGCUGAGAAGAAGGCAACACAACUGUAAGUAAUGCUUUGGCAAUAAGGGAUUUGAAGGGGAGAGUGUAACGUUAAGGUUUGAAUUAACAAACUGUGGCUUUAAAUUGUACGAGAUGGUUAAACUUGUCUUGGUUUUCCUGCACUGUAACUUUUCAGAGAAAGAUGGAAAGCCUUUCAUUAUCUGGUCUGGUGCAUUAAACCAUUUCUGUGUCUCUCCACUGAAGGUCACUGCUGCCUGUAGACUAUCCUGAAUCUUUACCCCAGUGGAGGCUGUUUUCACCCUGCCAACACUACAAAUGGACAACGCAGGGAUAAAAAGAGGAAUUGUGAUAAAAGAUGACUGGCCAGGAUACAAUCUGGACCUGUUCACUUACCCCGAACACUACCAUGAAGACAUAGAGAGUGUUUACAUUCCACAUGGGGUAAUCAUGAACAGGAUAGAGCGUGUGGCCCGCUACAUCAUGGACGACUUUGGGGACAACAACAUAAUGGUGCUGUGCGUCCUGAAGGGAGGCUACAAGUUCUGCGCAGACCUGGUGGAGUUCAUCAAGGUUCUGGGCCGCAACUCCAACAAAUACCUGGAAACCCGGGUGGAGUUCAUCCGUCUGAAGAGCUACCUAAAUGACCAAUCAACAGAGGAGCUGCACAUCAUAGGAAGUCGGGAUCUGUCUUUCCUGCGUGGAAAGAGUGUGCUCAUUGUUGAGGCCAUAGUUGACACAGGAAAGACCAUGAAGGCCCUUCUGAAGCAUGUGGAGACCUUUGAACCCAAGAUGGUCAAGGUCGCGGGUCUGUUGGUGAAGAGGGUCCCUAACAUGGCUGAAAGUCUGACGGACUACGUUGGAUUUGAAAUCCCCAACCGCUUUGUUGUUGGUUAUGCCUUGGACUACAAUGAAUACUUCCGUGACCUGAAUCAUAUCUGUGUCAUCAGCAAGACUGGGAAGAUGAAGUACAAAGUUUGAGAAGAAUUAAAAGAAUUGGAGUAAUGCAGUCAGAGCAGCACACAAAUGUUUUUCUACCUGCUUUAGUAAUAAGAAAAGUUCAGCUUUGUCUCUGUAAAAAAAUUUUUUCAGCUUUGCACUACUUUGUUUAAAUGAGCCAUGUGUUUCAGACAAAAAACAUGUGUAUUUUUAUUUGUAUUUAACUUUAACUUUUUGAGAAUUCAUCAGAAAUUAAAUUUUAAAUGUGAUGUAA
Messenger RNA from Morone saxatilis (striped sea-bass), 1291 nucleotides. It is a transcript of the gene prtfdc1a, whose product is annotated as phosphoribosyl transferase domain containing 1a. The coding region runs from base 397 to 1059 and encodes 220 amino acids. The record is from RefSeq and is a predicted model, not a curated record. Gene Ontology annotation, biological process: hypoxanthine metabolic process; guanine salvage; IMP salvage. The transcript is spliced from 9 exons. Gene Ontology annotation, molecular function: magnesium ion binding; hypoxanthine phosphoribosyltransferase activity. NCBI's taxonomy places the organism in Eukaryota, Metazoa, Chordata, Actinopteri, Moronidae.